CACUAAACCAUAACUUCUCACAAGUUCUGAGAUAUGUAUUCUCGAAUAUAUAUUGUUCCCAAUGAUGGACUGAAUACCUUGAUUUCCAUUCAAUCAAAAUUUCCAAUUCAUAGGCAAUUAAAUCCAACAUGCCAUCUCAAAAGGUAGCUCUCGUAAUCGGCGCAUCUCGAGGAAUCGGUCGUCAAAUCGCUAUUGAUCUCGCAAAGAACGGAUAUGCAGUAAUCGUAUCGGCCAAAUCCACCAGCGACGCCUCUACCACCCAUCCUUUCCCCCCAAAUCCCAAUUCAUCCGCCUCAACCAUCUCCACCGUCUGUCGAGAGAUUCUCGAAGCCGGAUUCACCGCUACCGCCAUCCCCUGCGAUGUUCGCUCCCACGCCUCCAUCUCCUCUCUCAUAUCCCAGACCAUUUCCACCUACGGACGCAUCGACGUACUAAUCUACAAUUCCGGCGCUAUCUACCAUUCCUCCGUGCUUACCACCCCUCUAUCCCGAUACAUGCUCAUGGAAUCCAUCAACCCCAAUGGUCUCUACGCCACCAUCCAAUCCUGCAUUCCUCACUGGAAAGCCCAAGAUUGGAACGCCCGAAUCGUCGUCAUCUGUCCACCCAUCUACUCCCGAUUUUUCCGCGGCAAAACAGCCUACGCAAUGGGAAAAGUAGGAAUGAGUGUUCUAGUCCAAGGUCUCGGUAUGGAUUUCUCCCGCAUGGGAUCAUCGGGUCAGAAUAUGGCGAUUACCGGUCUCUGGCCCGCGGUUGCCAUUGAAUCUGCAGCGACUGCGCAUUUUUCUUCCGCAGAUGAGGAUUUGAGACAUCCGAGUAUAUUUUCUGAUGCGAUCUUAUCGAUUGUGAAAGCAAAGACUGAGGAUGUAAAUGGGAGUUUGUUGUUAGAUGAGGAUUACUUGAGAGAGCAUGAUGGAGUGAGCGAUUUUAGUAAAUAUGCUUUAGUUCCCGGGACUACCCCGAGGAGGAUCAUGCCGAUGAAGUUUCCGGAUUUGAGAGUUGAGGAGCAGGAUGAUGAGGGGGUGAGAAUGGAUAGUGCGAAGAAAGAAGAGAGUGGAAAGUUGAGUAAACUAUGAGGGGUUGAUGUAGUAGAUCAAGUCAGAUCUAUACUUGCUUCCAUUACCAGAUACCUUAUUUCAGUUAGGGUGAUAAAUGACUGUCAGAUCAUAUGGGUCAAUUGCAUUCCAAUUUUAAAUGUUAUAUCAUAACAAUCUUAACAAUCUUGGAUUAUAUAACUAAUUCUAUCCAAAGAUUAUGUAUGGACAAGGGAAUUCAUUCAAGGGAAUUCACUUCAAAGGAUUCACUUCAAUACAAAGGCAACUGUAUUAAGGUUAUUAGGCGAAAGCGAAGGAGACUAGCUCUUUCAGUAGUGCCUAUAUAAGGCCUACUAUUUCCCUCAUUUAGCUAGCUCCUUAGAUUGAAUACAAAUAGAUAUUUAGGGGCCUACACAUAGUGGGAACCACGUCUUCCG
Botrytis deweyae is the source of this 1468-nucleotide messenger RNA. RefSeq lists its product as uncharacterized. Lineage: Eukaryota; Fungi; Ascomycota; Leotiomycetes; Helotiales; Sclerotiniaceae. Bases 129 to 1073 code for a protein of 314 amino acids. The transcript has 2 exons. The record is from RefSeq and is a predicted model, not a curated record.